AUGGACCUCCCUGGCCACAAAUUCUUCCAAGCUCCAUCUACAUUGGUACCACAUGGGGAAUCACUCACUGAGAGCAACAUGAGCUUGUAUGGGAAAAGCAAAGACAACCCUUUUGUAGAUGCAUUCCCUGACCCACUUUGCAAGUUAAAUUUAAAAGAGACUUCUGAGUUUGUGAAGUCAUUUCCAAUGUCAAAUGGUAAUGCUGAAAACAGAGAACAGUCUGUUUCACAACAGAGGAGAUUAGAGGCUCCUUCAACACCUGGUAGACCCGUUUUUAGCUUUAGUUCUUCUGGUGUUGGAAGAAACCUUCCAAGAAAGAGUUUCCCUUCCAAAUGGGAUGAUGCAGAGAAAUGGCUCAUGAACAGUUCAUGCAAUGACUCACCAGCUCAUAACAACACUUUGAAAGCCUCAAACAUCACAAACAAACAACAAUGUGAUAACCUUAAGCGACAAAUUGAGGAUUUCUCGGAGAAAUCAAGGGUCACAGAAGAAAGGGUGUCCAAAGCUGUCCAAAACUUUCAGUGGUCUUCAUCUUUGGACCACCACCAUAACACAUUCAGCGCUUUCAAUGGGAUCACAGACAUUGUACUAAAAGAUAAGUUCACAGACAGCAUAGAGCCUAUUUUGCCAAAUUUGAGAUAUUCAGAACCAGCUAAAGAAGGGUUCUUGUUUAGAAACCAAGGUGGGGAAGCAAUGCAAGAUGCUUGCACAGAAGUUGUUGAACACAGAGAUGUUGGGACAGAGAUGACUCCAAUGGGAAGUUCCACAACUUCAAGAUGCCACACCCCAUUUAAGAGUUCAUCACCUGCACGUCAUAACACUCCUGCAAGUAGGUCAGGACCAUUGGCUUUGGCUAACAACACCAACAGCACUGCUUGCAGUCUCGAUGUUAUUCAGCUUGAGGAGUGCCAUUUUUCUAAGCUUCAACUAGGAUCACAGUAUGAUUUAGUCACUUCAAAUUGGAGCUCGAGUGAAGAGGAAGAGAAGGAAAUAUCAAAAAGUUUGAGGCAUAAUGCAAGCCAGAAAGCUGAUUCAGACUGCAUUGCUGCUACAUGGGAAGAAGAGGAGAAGACCAAGUGUUGUCUUAGGUAUCAAAGAGAAGAAGCAAAAAUCCAAGCUUGGGUAAACCUCCAGAGUGCUAAAGCAGAAGCCCGGUCAAGAAAGCUUGAGGUGAAAAUACAAAAGAUGAGAUCAAACCUGGAAGAGAAGUUGAUGAAGAGGAUGUCAAUAGUUCACAGGAAAGCUGAGGAUUGGAGAGCAACAGCAAGACAACAACAUUUGGACCAAAUCCACAAGGCCACUGAACAAGCUCAAAAGAUGAUCCAUAAACAUAACACUCAAUUUUCGAGGCCCAGUUCAUGCGGUUGUUUCCCUUGCCAUAACAAGUAA
Abrus precatorius (Indian licorice) is the source of this 1389-nucleotide messenger RNA. RefSeq lists its product as uncharacterized. Bases 1 to 1389 code for a protein of 462 amino acids. Lineage: Eukaryota; Viridiplantae; Streptophyta; Magnoliopsida; Fabales; Fabaceae. The record is from RefSeq and is a predicted model, not a curated record. The transcript has 5 exons.